This is a messenger RNA of Lobosporangium transversale, 1934 nucleotides long. RefSeq names its product EAP30/Vps36 family-domain-containing protein. The coding region runs from base 138 to 1934 and encodes 598 amino acids. Gene Ontology annotation, molecular function: ubiquitin binding; phosphatidylinositol-3-phosphate binding. Lineage: Eukaryota; Fungi; Mortierellomycota; Mortierellomycetes; Mortierellales; Mortierellaceae. The record is from RefSeq and is a predicted model, not a curated record. Gene Ontology annotation, biological process: protein transport to vacuole involved in ubiquitin-dependent protein catabolic process via the multivesicular body sorting pathway. The transcript is spliced from 8 exons. Gene Ontology annotation, cellular component: late endosome membrane; ESCRT II complex.
GACACAUUUACCUAGACCUCAAAUUCCCACCAUCAAUAAGACGAAACCAAAGACUCGACUAAGAACAGCGACCAAACCAAAAGACGUUUUCUGUAUUGUUACACCGCCAGACAGUAGGCAUACAACUUGACUAGCUCAUGGACCGCUGGGAUCCCAUCCAACUCACUCCUUCUCAUCGCCCUGUUCCCGGACCGCAGGAGAUAAUUCAAGCCACGCAAGAUCAAGUUGGACUUUAUGAUGGUCGUAUCAAAGCAGAGGAUUAUCCUAACGGCACUGUCUACUUAACCAACCAUCGCAUUCUAUAUAUUGAUAGCAAAGACCCUGUCAGGAAAUCAAUUGGACUGCCAUUACGCUUCAUUCAUGGUAUACAUCAUUAUGGCGGGUUCAUGUCAUCAUCGCCUAAAAUUACAUUGGAGCUCUACCCGCGACCUUCCAAUGUAGAUUUGCAUGCGUUAUCUAAUCAGGAUGCAAUUUCCGGGGUAUCUGGACUGGAUAAAACGCUUGGCGCUCUAUCCCUGAAAUCUCAGCCCUCAUGGGUAUGCAAAAUAUGCUACCACAGCAAUGAAGGGAGUCUUAUUAAGUGCGCCGUGUGUGGCGUCAAAAAGCCAGCGAGAGACGAAAACACUCAUGUUGUAAAGGCCCCAGUAUCGGAUUCAUUUCUGCUGAAUGCACCCAAGGACCUAAGCAGCCAUCCUCAUAACAAAGCAGGCGGUGGCGAUGAUGCAGCGCCGGGGAUCGCUUGUCCAGCGUGCACAUUCCACAAUGAUCCCUUCAUGAUCCAAUGUGAAAUAUGCCAGACGGAGCUUCAGGACCCACAAUCGAUUGCUUUUAUGUUGGAUCGUCAGGAGCAGCACCAGCGAUCGAUUCGACAGCUCCCCUCGACAAUUGACGUUGGAUCUUCUUCAUCGUCCUCCAUCCCAUCCGCCAUGAAUGGUUCUGCUAGUAAUCUUCCAGCAUCAGACGUGAGUACUGGAAAAGGAUUAGGGGCCGGGAAAUUCCUUACAUCUGUGACCAGUCUCUAUUCAGGAAGUGUAACGAAGUCAUCAGAGGACGCCAAUAGCGUUAAGCUGUCCUUUAGGGGAGGCGGGAGUGGUGCCUUUCAUACUCUUCUAAAAGCAGCCAUGUCAGCAAAAGCUUGGGAGUCAAUACCGAAACAGCAGCCAGAAGACAGGACUAUGGCUUUGGCCUUGAAUUCAAAUGCAGCGCCAACUCCCGUCAUUAAAGUUGGCGGUAUCAGCGGGAUCAUGCGUUCUGUAGAGACGAACCAAAAAGCGACAGAUGAAACGCUUUCGCAGGCAUUUCAGGAUCUUGAGGCGUUGAUAGACAAAGCUGCAGAAAUGGUGACUUUGGCAGAAAACAUAUCGAAGGGACUUGCAAAAUCUAAUACAAUGAAUAAUGAGGAGACUGCAACAUUUAAAGCUUAUUUGCUUAGUAUGGGUAUUGCAGCGCCUGUCACUAAGGAUACUGCUGGUGUUGUUUUCCAUAAGGAGCUUGCACGCGAACUCUUUGAGUUUAUUCUGCCUGUAGUUGAGCGUGAAGGAGGGACCAUGAGUCUUAUGGAUGUCUAUUGUGUCUUCAAUCGUGCUCGAGGCGUUGAGCUCAUUUCACCUAAGGAUCUUCAUACAGCAUGCCAGUUGUUCCCAGAACUAAAUUUGCCUUUACGAUUGAGGAAAUUUGAUAGCGGAUUACUGGUUCUUCAGACAUUAUCUCGAUAUAGCAAUGAUGAGGUUUCAGAGUCGAUUUUAAGUCGUAUCAAGAACUUACCUCCCGGUUCUAGCCUUGAUGCAAUCGAGCUUGCGAGCGCUGUCCAAAUCAGUGUAGUUCUUGCGCAAGAACAGCUUUUGAUGACGGAGGCACGCGGUCUAAUUUGCCGUGAUGAGUCUGUGAAUGGUCUACGUUUCUAUGAUAACUUGCUUGAUAAAUGGGAAAUUUAA